AUGGCUCUUAUCACCUCUCUCAAAUCUCUCACGCUCGACCUGCCGCCAAGCUGCAUAGCAUUCUGUCCCCGGCGACCUCAACUUUUCGUCGUGGGAACCUACCACCUGCAUCGGAAGGAGCAAGAAGGUGAUUUGUAUGCGGAGGAGACCCACGAGCGUCCCGAAAAUAAUGCAGCAAGACACGAAGAUUCCACUCCCGACGAAGACGAAGACGAAGAUGAUGACAAUCCCGCCCCCGAAAGCACUGCUCCUCAGAAACGCACGGGGAGUCUGAUCCUCUUCCACCUCGGCGACGAUAACAACAUCACACAUCUCACCACGACAUCCACGGACUUCGCGAUCCUCGACAUCCAGUGGACGCCCCAGCGACCUGAAACUUCGGAUGCAGAAGUCCUAGCGGUUGCGACGUCGACAGGGCUGCUGGCGUUCUAUCGGCUGGAUGCUGCAUGCGGCUCUUCGGAACAGCAUGUGAAGGAGGGUGGUGGUGGUGGGUUGGAGCUGGUCUCGGUCAAGACGAUAGCGGAGCCCUCGACGCUGGUGUUAUCGCUCGCGUGGCACCCUUCUCGCGCGAAUGUCGUUGGCGUGACGCUUUCCGAUGGGAGGGUGUGUCUCUGCGAGAGCGCUGCCACGAUCUGGAACGUUGGUGCAGAGUUGCGGGUUUCCGAUGUGCAUGCACACUCUCUGGAGGCUUGGACGCUGGCGUUUAAUCCGCACGAGCGACGGCAGAUCCUCUCGGGAGGCGAUGAUAUCGUGCUGCAGUGCUCCCACGUUCAGGAGGAAGAAGCAGACGGCCAUCAGCUCCUCUGGCAAGACCGCAAACUGCACGAAGCCGGCAUCACAGCCAUCCUGCCCCUUUCCGAGACGCUCGUCAUCACGGGCAGUUACGACGACCACAUUCGCCUUCUAUCCCUCCCCCACGUAGGCCGAAAACAAUGCCUCGCAGACCUGUAUCUGGGCGGCGGUGUAUGGAGGUUAAAAGCGCUUCCAUCCGCUGCACCCGCAUCUGCAUCUGCAUCGACAAGGUCCGUAUCUUCCUUUCCGCACUGCAUGCUUCCAGAACCGUCACACAACAUCUCCCUCAGCCACACUCACCCAACGCACACCUCUAUCACCCUCCUCGCGAGUUGCAUGCACGCUGGCACGCGCAUCGUAAAGCUGAUACGAGACGAGGAUGAGGACGUCUGGUCCUUUGAGGUCUUGGCUAGGUUUGAGGAGCAUCAGAGUAUGAAUUAUGGGAGUGAUGUUCAGCCUGGCGAGGACGGCAAGGAGAAGGAGAGGAGGAUUGUGAGCACGAGUUUCUAUGAUCGGUUGUUGUGUUUGUGGGAGUUUUGA
This is a messenger RNA of Zasmidium cellare ATCC 36951, 1332 nucleotides long. RefSeq lists its product as uncharacterized. NCBI's taxonomy places the organism in Eukaryota, Fungi, Ascomycota, Dothideomycetes, Mycosphaerellales, Mycosphaerellaceae. Bases 1 to 1332 code for a protein of 443 amino acids. The record is from RefSeq and is a predicted model, not a curated record. The transcript is spliced from 3 exons. Gene Ontology annotation, molecular function: protein binding.